Molecule: messenger RNA, 855 nt
Organism: Closterium sp. NIES-65
Lineage: Eukaryota; Viridiplantae; Streptophyta; Zygnematophyceae; Desmidiales; Closteriaceae
Source: the annotation of a GenBank genome assembly
AUGUUGUUCCCGAGCCUAGCUCACUGGGUCGCAGCUGUACCAGAGUAUAUAUACGGUCCCUGCCAAGGUGAGAGAAGGCUCAAGAAGAGCGCUGAGGUCCGUCUUAAGGCUGAGGUCCGUCUUAAGGCUGAGGUCCGUCUUAAGGCUGAGGUCCGUCUUAAGUUGCCUGCUGCUUCUCCCCCCUGUUUCAUCCCCUCCUUUGCGCCCACCAUUGCUGCUACAGGUCAGCAGCGGCGGCGCAUCUAUCUACUUCAUCUGCUCAAGGUCAGCAGAGGCGCAUCUUCUCCAACAAAGCCCAACUGCACCGAUCCCUUGGAGUGUAGUGGACCUCUCCUGCGUACCCCUCCUCCUGCUGCUUCCCCACACUGUCUCCCGCCUCUUCCUCUGUAUUCCCACCAUCCCUCUCCAGGUCAGCAGCGGCGCAUCUUCUCCAACAAGGCCCGCAACUGCACCGACCCCUUGGAGUGCAGCGAACCCCACCUGCUGCUUCCCCACACUGUCUCCCACCUCUGCCCCCACUACCACCACCCCUCUCCAGGUCAGCAGCGGCGCAAAUUCUUCAACAAGGCCCGCAACUGCACCAACCCGACCCGUGCAAUUGAAAACAUGUUUCACCUCUCCUCUGCACCCACCAUUGCUGCUGCAGGUCAGCAGAGGCGCAUAUUCUUCAACAAGGCCCGCAACUGCACCGACCCCUUCCCGCUGAACCUCUCUCCUCGACCUGAGCCUUGCGACAUCUGUGCACACCCGUGUGUGUGCGCUGUGCCUGUGCCUCUCUCCUCCCGUACAGACUGCACACCAGAGGACUACGAGCGCAAGUAUGUCAAGGCAGGCAAUCACAUGGCAUUUUUCUAG